Molecule: messenger RNA, 6193 nt
Organism: Eublepharis macularius
Lineage: Eukaryota; Metazoa; Chordata; Lepidosauria; Squamata; Eublepharidae
Gene: UBFD1
Product: ubiquitin family domain containing 1
Exons: 7
Coding region: 25-915 (296 amino acids)
Molecular function (GO): cadherin binding; RNA binding
Source: RefSeq, a predicted model, not a curated record
GCGGGUGGCUUGUACACAAUCAUCAUGGCCGCCGCCGCCUCAGCCUCUCCCGAUUCAGAGGAGGCCGGCAUGGACGCAGAGGCCCAGAACCCGCCGCCGCUAGGAGGCCGAGAGGACGGCGAGCAGGACCCCUCCUCGGCCGAGAGCCCUCCGGAGACAGACGCGCCCGAGGACGACCCGCCGGAUGCCUCCCAGGCCUCUGUCAGCAACGGCGGCGACCCGGAGCUGGAGAAGGAGCUGGUGGAGCUCAGAAUCAUCUGGAACAAAAACAAGUACGACGUGAAGUUCCCGCUGGACAGCACGGGGGCCGACCUGAAGCAGAAAAUCCAUUCGCUGACAGGCCUUCCUCCCACAAUGCAAAAGGUCAUGUUCAAAGGACUUCUGCCCGAGGAGAAAACGUUGCGGGAAAUCAAAGUAAUCAAUGGUGCAAAAAUCAUGGUGGUUGGCUCCACCAUCAAUGACGUCUUAGCAGUGAACAUACCGAAAGAUGCUGCUCAGCAGGAAGUGAAGUCGGAAGAGACCAAAAAGGAGCCCCUCUGCAGGCAAAAGCAACAUAGGAAAGUGUUGGAUAAAGGCAAACCGGAAGAUGUGAUGCCUUCUGUCAAAGGUGUGCAGGAGCGCCUGCCAACUGUCCCUUUGUCGGGUAUGUACAACAAGUCAGGUGGGAAAGUGCGGCUCACUUUUAAACUCGAACAAGAUCAGCUCUGGAUUGGCACUAAAGAGAGAACAGAAAAAUUACCCAUGGGGUCCAUCAAGAAUGUGGUGAGUGAACCUAUCGAAGGGCACGAAGACUAUCACAUGAUGGCCUUUCAGUUGGGUCCCACCGAAGCCUCCUACUACUGGGUCUAUUGGGUGCCUACUCAGUAUGUUGAUGCAAUCAAGGACACGGUGCUGGGGAAGUGGCAGUACUUUUGAAGGCACGCUCACCUCUGGCACUGGAGACUGAUACGGACCUAAGGACACUGCUGGGAGAGGCCUGGACAGGGGUUGUCCUAGAACAACUUAAUCACUCUGAUCUCGAAGAGGCCUGAGAGGACGCCAGAGGUGGGGAUUUCUCGCCAUUAGUUUGUUUUUAACUUAAAGUGCAGCAGCAGCAGCAGCAGCCCUCUUUUUCUGCAGGCGACUUCCACCUUAUUUAAGAACAAAAAAGCAAAUAUGAUGGAAAUCAAUAAAUCUUAAUUCACAAACCACUGUGUGUAAUACACUUUAACUCUGCUGAGCAUAGUUUUCGGAUGUGUAGUUUCUGCAAGGGUAAAGUGGAGACACCACUAAAGAUUUUCUGCCUAAUUUGAAGAGUCAGAUAUUUUCAUGCUCUUCCAUUUACAAACAUUGGGGUUUCUUUGAACCACAUGCUUGUGACAGGGAGCUUGAGGAAUAAUCUUUUGCUUGCUUGCCUUUUUUUUUUCAAUAUUACAAAAAAUCUUUCCAAGCAGUAUGCAAAUGUGGGUUUCAUAAGCCAUAUCUUCCUGGCCCUUGAGUUUUCUUGAGGCUUUUCUGGUAGCAACCUCCUCUGUUAACCCAAAGAUGCUUGGCUCCUUCUUUGAAAAAUCACAGCCACUCUUCCAUGGGGAAGUGUUGAGCAUCUCAGCUUUCAAGAAGGAUAAUGCUGCAGUCUUGCAGCCCAGUGGGCUCCUGCUUGCUGUGCUCUUUUCUCCCUCCCUCUAGCACUUUGGUAACAUCUGUGUGGGGUGAGGGGCUGUGCCUUACAGAGCACUUCUUUGCUAUCUCUGUUGCUGUCUGGGAUCACUUGGCAGCGAAGGUACCUCUGCUUUUGGUGCUCAGCAUUCUCUGGGACCUGGCAGCACCCCAGCAUCCGCGGUGCCUCCCCAAGAUGCCCGUGCAGGCAGCUCCUCCUCCUCUGGUUCUCCGCUUCACUUCUUGGUCUGAGCUGAGAGAGAGGAGAGGAGGUCUGACGGAGGGGGCAGGUGAAUCCGGAACUGAGGUCAGCUUGGGCGUUCUAGGCCGGCUAGACUUGUGUGCUGUGGCAGUGAGGUGGCUUUGCCUUCAGCAGUGCGUCCUGCAGACCCUUUCCUGCGGGUUAAUGGUACUGUCAAACAUUUGGCAACCUCCUUGAGGAUCUGAGGCUGCUGUUACCGUUGCAGCUGAGCCUGAGGUGGCCUUUUUAAGACACAGCGCUGAACUGUGGUGGCACUUCUGAGGACACUGAGCCUUUCUGAAGGGAAGCGUCUGCGCAGGAUGUGGACGUUGCUUUGUGUGAGGAGCGUGUCGGAAGGAGGAUGUCCCUCUUGGGAGCUCUUUCUGCUGUGCUCUCACUCUGUUCAGCUGAGCCAGUGAGCGUCUGUGGCACAUUGGUCCUCAGCCUGAUUAUGCAGCAAUAACAUGCAACGUCAGCAAAAGUUUCAUCUGAAUAGACGUGUUGGGGAGAAGAAGAAUGCCUAGUAGUAGGAGCUUGUGGUGCCCGUUCACGGAGCCUGAAGGAGUGGCUGAACAUCAUGGCAUGAGAAGCCUGGUCCUCCUUGGCCCUGUUAGGAAUGCUGGCCAAGGGUGGCGGCUGCACCAGGCUGGCGAAUCCAGGAGGGACUCCCCGUGAGAGCAGGCCAGAGGGGGGAGGACCGCGCCACCUCUGUUCUCCUUGUGGGGCUGAGCCAGCUGCCUUUCUGUUCGGCUGUCGUAUCGCUCACCUGUGCAGAAUAAAGAGCCCCAAUCCUUGCAGCGGCAUUAACUUCCGUACUGGCAGGUUUUGUUUCGUUGCUUCUGCGAUUGAGUAAGGGAAGCAAACCAGACAUCUCACCCAGUGACUGGUGUUUGCAUUGACGGGGUGGUUGGUGGCCAGGAAUGCGGCUUCUUUUCUGCUUUGGCUGCUCUUCUACCCAAGCUGUUUGCAGGGAGAAUUGUGUGUGUCCCACCCACCCAUCGUGAUUUGCUUCGUGGCGCUUCAUUCAAGGGCCGUUUAUCUCAGGUCUUCUGAUUCCCACGCAGCAGUCGUUAACAAACUGGCUCUCCCAAGGAGGCCGGGUCUGAAUCCCACCUGUGCCUAAUUGGAUGUAGGACUCUGCUUGAUGUGAGAUCUCCCCGAGCUGUGAGAUGAUGGUACGGUCCACUCAAGUGGUUGCACAGGGUGUGUGUUCACACAGGUCUUGUGUUCUUGUCCUGGAAGAUGUGGAGGAUUUUGGUAUUGCUGGAAGUCUUUUACGGAACAGGAACAGCUACAUUUUUAUGUCUGCAGGGAGGACUAUCUCGAUGGAUGUAUGGAGGUUUUCUGGAGCUGAGCUUCUCCUCUGCUUUCCCUCUUCCUGCCCUAUCCUGAAGCAGGGCGGAGUGGGCGGGGGGGCUGUGCACCUGAGGCAGAGCCUGCUCGCCCGUGACUUGUGCCGAUGAGAACAGCGAGCCCAAAGUAUCCAUCAGGGGGGCACUUCGUUGGCACAGCCAGGCUCCGGAGCAGGCCUGGGAGGGAGGGGGGGAUGCUCCAGUUCCUGAAUCCCUCGCUUCUCUGGUUGUUCUCAGGGAGGCCUUGAAGGCCUUUGCCAUUUGCAGUCCUCAGCGCAGGAGUGCAGCAGAGGCCAUUUUUCUGCCCUCCUCUCUGAAUGCAUCCGCUGACGGCUCAGCAACUUCACACUUCCCAGUGAGCGUGUGCAAAGGCAGAUGUGGGAGCAAGGGCCCAGGUCGCAGCUCUCGAAAGUAAGGGAGAAAUGAGUUCUCUGGACUGCUGUGGUUUCUCUCUCAGGUGAACUGUUCCAAACAGGUGUUCCUAGCCGCUAUAGUCUGAAAGUGCUGUGGAGAGUGGAAGGGCAGGGCUUGCCUGUCGUGGUUCACAGAUGCACUGAUGUUGGCUUCCCUUCAGCAAGGGGAUGGCUGCGGGGCUGGUGCUUAGAGAUCGCCUUCUAGCCUUGUGUCGGCAAGAUGCAAGUGUGGUUGGGGUCCCAGCAUCUAGGAACCAGAGCAUAAUUUCUAGGGGACAGCAUUCGUUUUUCUGCUUUGGAACCAGUGCACUCUUUGAGUCUCCAGUCUUCUUCAUGGCACAACCAUCUUUUAGAAAUUCAGUAGUGCCAUCUCUAAUCUUUAAGAGGCCAAGAAUCUUCCGGCCUGCCAAAUAGAAAGGUCUGUAAAAAUAUACCAACCAGUAAGAGAUGUAUUGGGGCUUACUAACACUGCUUUGAACAAGAAAAGUACAGAUACAAAUGAGUGCUUCUGAGCUUGUGAGGGUGCAUUUUCUGAAGCCUAGCAAACAUACAUAUGGCCUAAGCUGACUAGGGAGGGAGGGGAUAAAAAAGAUCCUUUUUUUGGCAGCUAAGAACAUGCUUCAAAGUUGUUCCUGCCCAAGUUUUAGGGGUGUUUUUGGUUCAGAGGAACUGGAAUCCUGAUGUUUCAGGCGCUGCCGUUCUUCCCAAGUGGCUUUUUCAGCUCACUGCAGGGUGUUACAAAAGCCGGAUAGUUACCUGCAGUUCCACACCGUGUUGCCUUCAGCUGUGAAUCAACUCUGGAGUCCCUCGGGGCCAUUCCACUCAGUAGAUCAGUGUCUCGUGGACUGCAGCACAUCUGGCAGGGGUGUUCUUUGUGGCUGAUGGGGGGGAGUGGGUGGUGUUGCUGUUAGCCUUUUAGGGAUGCUGUGUACUGCACUAGCUCUGGGGCAGUAAACCCGCCCCCCCCCCCGGCAGAUUGCUAGGGAAGUAUCUGUCGAUCUGAUAGUGUUGCGCUGUGAGCAUGGAAGGAGCUUCCAUAGAUGCAGGCACUGUAUGUGCUUUGACACCUCUUAAAACAUCUGCAUUUUUUUCUCUUUUUUCCCAGUCACAGUCUGCCCCAUCUUGUCCUGCCCCAUAGAUUCCCUGGAGUUCUGUAGCAUUCCACGAUCUGACAUCACUGUCCAGGGGCUAAUGUCACUUGGCCCUCUGCAUCCCAUGGACGGGGGUGUUCGCAAUGGAGCAGCCCCUUUAGGCUGGUUUUUCAUGCUUGACUGGCUGGAGUAUAUGAGUGUAUCCAUUUCUUCCUCAAUGUCUAGCUUGUGUGCAUCCCAUUAAAAGAGCUUGUGUGGAUUUUUUCCUAACAGGAAAUACAUAUACAGCGGGGGGGGGGGGGGCAGUAAGAAGUUGUUUGGGGAUGCCAAGCUGUGUGCCAGGUUUCAACCAGAUGGGAGAUGCACAGCCUAGCAGCCAGAAUCUCUCAAGCCUUUCACCACAGGCCAGACUGCAUGUUUUGCACCCCAGCCACUGAAACACAGCUUUUGAGAUUGCCACCAGGAACAGAGGCUGUCCCUUGAUGCUCAGUUGCAGCUGCUGAGGCCACUGUUUGCAUUUUAAAAAGUAGUCAGAAAAAAAUACACAGCUGUGCACAUUGUAUCGUUGGGCCGUGGGGCGGAGCUGCAGAGUUAAUUUUAGUCCACUUCAGGGUGGAAAAAUCCUGGUGCCGAGAGAGAGAGAGAGAGAGAGAGAGAGAACGCUGGCACAAGGGAAACUGCCCUCGGAACAGGGACUGUGGUCCCUGCUUGUGUGUUGCCCUUUUUCUUCCUGGUGUCUGUGGGCCCAGGUCUAGGGCGCAUUUUGCAAUCUCUUCCUCAGAGGUGCCAUAUCAUUAGAAUUUCCUGACUCUCAGGCUUCGAGCCAAGGGGAAUGUUAACAUCCCCACACAUACACCUGCUUGGUAUUGUAAGAUCACCUUCCAUGGUGCCCCCCCUUAUUCCACUCCCCUCAGUGUUGGAAGUUCUCAUCCUCUAUAGUUUCUCAACAGAGACCCGUGCUCAGCCGUGCUGCUCACUUGCCCUCUUCCCCUCUCUCACCUGUUGCCCAGGAGUGAAGCAACUGCCCAGGACCGGGCUGGUGCUUGCCACAGGGAGAGUUAGAUGGCUAGGGUAUAAUCCUUUCCUGUCCAGCCAGUCUCAGUGCUUGGUUCCAGUGAUGCCAUGUUUGAUCUGGAUUCACAUGUAUCUUUUGCUCUUUGUUGGGCAGUGGAGCUUGCAAGAUGCCUGCAGGGUUCUCUGACGAGGCUUUUGUGGGAGGAGUUCUCGGCAACAGAUCUGGCAUUAAUUCUACUUCCCCUGUGGCAUAGCAGUUCUUAGGUAUCUGUGAAAGCCCCAUUUGUGGGGCUGGUGGUGGGGAGGAGGGAGGGAGGGAGACAGCAGGAUAGGCAGUUUAGCCUUGGAUAUGCACUGCUGGGAUAUUUUAAAGUGUAACUUGUCCAGUUAUUAUCCUUCUUGUUCUGUUCUGUAAUAUCAAUCAGUCUUGUCAAAUAAACUUUGGUA